Pygocentrus nattereri (red-bellied piranha) is the source of this 9981-nucleotide messenger RNA. RefSeq names its product ATM serine/threonine kinase (gene atm). NCBI's taxonomy places the organism in Eukaryota, Metazoa, Chordata, Actinopteri, Characiformes, Serrasalmidae. Gene Ontology annotation, biological process: DNA repair. The record is from RefSeq and is a predicted model, not a curated record. The transcript has 63 exons. Gene Ontology annotation, molecular function: protein binding; protein serine/threonine kinase activity. Bases 147 to 9389 code for a protein of 3080 amino acids.
CGGAGAAGAAGAGGCAGGAGGCGGAGGGGAGUUCGCAUGGCGCACGUGGAGAGAAGUUGUGCUGAAAGUUAUUCAGAGAAAACGGACAAUAAAUAAAGCAUAUAAGUAGCAGUGUAUGGAAGCUCAUGGACAUCAGCUGAAGCACGAUGAGUCUUCUACUGCAUGAGCUGCUCCUCUGCUGCCGGGGAUUAGAGAAUGAGAAGGCCACGGAAAGAAAGAAGGAGAUCGAUCGCUUCAAGAGGCUUCUUCGAGAUUCUGAGACAGUCAAGGAACUCGAUCGGACCUCUGCAUGCAGAGCCUCGAGGAGCAACACCCUCACCUGGGAUGCCGUGUUCAGGUUCCUGAAGAAAUACCUUCACAAAGAGACGGAGCUCCUGCAGUCAGGCAAAGCCAAUGUAUCUGCUACCACGCAGGCGAAUCGGCGGAAGAAGAUGCAGGAGAUCAGCAGCCUGAUCAAAUACUUUGUGCGAUGUGCCAACAAACGAGGUCCAAAGCUGAAGUGUGCAGAUCUCCUCGGUCAUGUGGUGGAGGUCAUGCAGAGCUCCUUCAGCUGUGCUGCGUAUGGAGAAGAUUACAGCAGCAUGCUGCUGAAGAACAUCCUCUCCGUCCGCAAGUACUGGUGCGAGAUCUCCCAGCAUCAGUGGCACAAUCUGCUGGAGUUGUAUUGUGGGCUCUUCACUGGGACCUCCAGGCCCAUCAACCGAGUUCUGGUCAGCAGGAUCAUUCACACCGUGGUUCAGGGGUGUUGUCUUCAGACUGAGGGCUUGUCUCACACGCUUUUCAGCUUUUUCUCUAAAGCUCUCAGUAACACCAGGGAGGAGAGGCAGCUGACCGUGCUGGAGCACCUGAUCUCCGCUCUGAAUGUCUUCCUGCGCUCCGUGGCCAUGAACUGCAGGAGACGGGUGUGCAGACUGGGCGAGGAGCUGCUGCCCUCUGUUCUUUAUGUGUGGAGCCAGAAGAGGCCCAGCUCCACUCUGAAAGAGGAGAUGGUGGAGUUCUUUAACCUGCAGCUGUGUGUCCACCAUCCCAAAGGAGCCAAGACUCUGGAGACAGGUGCCCAUGCAGAAGACUGGGUGAAAUGGCAGAGUCUUCUCUGCAAUCUCUACGAUGUCCUUGUAGAUGAGAUCAGCCAUAUCGGCAGUCGAGGGAAAUAUGCCACAGGAUCUCGUCAUAUUGCCGUCAAAGAAAACCUUAUAGAGCUGACAGCAGACAUCUGCCACCAGCUGUUCAGUCAGGAUGUGCGUGUUGUGGAGGUCCGAGGAGCGCAGAGGGACAGCCCCCAGAGCAGCAAGCGCAGGCGCGUGGAGCUCGGCUGGGAAGUCCUGAGAGACCACCUGCAGCCCCAUCACAGCGACUUUGACGUAAUACCAUGGCUUCAGGUGACUGCUGCUCUGACCUCCAAGUACCCCUCCAUGCUUCCGGCCCCCGAGCUGCUUCCUCUGCUGUCCCUGCUGUGCCAGCUGCUGGGUGAGCAGCAGCGGCGUGGAGAGAGGGGUCCGUACGUGCUGCGCUGCCUCAGGCAGGUGGCUCUUUGCCCGGCCGCCUGUUCACAAGGCUCCGGGGCUCAGCAGUGCGAGCUGGGCCGGCUGUGGAGCAAGGUGUGGGCGAUGGCCAUACGGGGGGUCAGCUCGGCCCAGACCGAGGCUCUGUGUCUGGAGCUGCUGCGUACCAUGGUGCAGUGUUCUCUGGUGCCCGUCGACAGAGAGUUCUGGAAGCUCUUCUCUAGUGCCAUCUGCAAACCCUCUACCGUUUCUGCCCUAAGCCUGGCGCAGGCUCUGUCCGCGUGUUCCAUCCCCAAGACUACAUACAGUAGCUCUGUGCUGCUGGAGGCAGGGAGACCUUCGUGUCUGAAGGAAAGCAUCAUCGACUGGAUUCUGAUGAACGAGCAGAGCGAUGAGGUGGAGGACGUCAGGCAUCACCCCGUCAUCUGCAGGGAUUUUCCUCUAAAUCUUAUUCCAAGGAUUCUGGUGACUUUAAUGCUGAAAGACACGUUGACAGGAAUGCUGUUUCUGAUGGACUCUCUGCAUCUGGAUGGCCUCAGUCCUCCAGAGCCUCCAGAGUCUAAAAACAUCUUGUGUGAAAUAGAGGCUCUGUAUCUGCAGUUCAGUUUUGAUGACACAACCUCCUGCUCCGAGAUCAGAGAAGACAGAACCUGUGGGGAGAACCCUCAGCUGACCGUCAUCGGUGCCCUGAGAACCCAUCUGGAGCAGAGUCUUCAGUCUGUGGCAGAACAUCUGCUGAACUCCUACUCUCCUGAUAGCUCCGUCACUCCUCCUGUGUGUAUGGUGCGCUGUCUAAGGCUGCUCACUGGAGUCCUGGGCGCCUUCGUUUGCAUCGGACUCUUCACAGCGGAAGACGCGUGUCACUGCGCUCUGUUUCAGAAGGCAAAGGCUUUAGCACAGGACUUCAGUGACUAUGUGUCGUCUACAAAGAACAAGCUGUCUGACGACGAAACUCUUUCCACACUUAAAUCUGUGAUGCUGUUGUGCUCAGAAAGUGUCAGCACGAAAAAUAAGGACAGUGUGUCUACAAUCACUCGCAGCUUGUUCACGAAAGCUUUGCCUGGCAGGCUGCUCACUGAACUGUCUGAUAUCUGCAAGCUGAUGCUGAAUAACUCGGGAAAGAGAGACAGCGUCGUCAUUGAGAGCGACCCGAUGGAUGAUUUGGAGAUGACCACCACCCAAGCAGAGGAGAACCCUCAGGAGGAGCUCGAUCUGUUUGAUGAUGGUGAUGUGGCACACCAAAGCACCAGCGGAGCACCGAAGCCUAACGGGGACGAUUCCCAGCACGGUUUGGGAGCUGAGAGUCCUCUGUCCCAGGACCUCCUGACCAAUCAGGAUCUGGCCUUCCUGUCUACUCUGGAGUUCCUAUCUCUGUGUGUGUCCUUUGACAUGGGCCACGGACUUGCCUUCAAACCGACGGAGAUCCGCCGCAGACUGUUAAAACUGCUCGAGCAGAUUGACUGUUCCAAACCGCUGCACCUCAGAAUGUACCUGGCUCUGCUGAAAGAACUCCCUGCAGAGGAGACGUCUCUGACAGCCGAGGAGUUUGAUGCCCUCCUCAGGCCUCUCGCGGACGUGUGCUCUCUGUACCGUCAGGAUCAGGAGGUCUGUUCCUCCAUCCUGUUGGCUCUGCUGCCCUGUGUUCGUUGUCUGGGUCGAGUGCGCUGCUCCGAUGAGGAAGCUGAUGAGAUGAACCAUGUACGGGGGGCACUGCUCAGGGUGGUCUCCGGCUUCAGUAUCUUGGCUAGAAGUGGUAAAUGCACGUCAGCUGUGAGGGCGGCUCUGGGGCGCUGCUUGCUCGCAUUUCUUGAGGCCGACCCUUGCUGUAAGUGGGCGGUCCUUUCUCUGAGAGAGGAGGAGCUUCCGGUGUGUGCAGUUCUGCCUUCCCACCUUGCCGACCCCCACCACCAUGUUCGCAUGUUAACAGCCAUGACAGUAGAGAGGUUGUUCUUGGAGAAGGCGGUUCAGAAUAGAGAGCGGAAAAAAAUGCUCCCGCUGAAACAUCAGCAGACGGCCUUUGAGAACGUCUACCUGAAAGCUCAGGAGGGGAUGAAAAUCCAGAGGAGCGGAGCCCCAGAGGACCUUCCUGAUGAAACCUUUAACCGUCGGGCGACUCUGCUGAAGAGCCUCUCCGUGGUCAUGUGCUGUAGCCCCGUGUGUGAGAAGCAGGCGCUCUUCGCCCUCCUUCAGUCGUACAACAGCAUUGAAGAGCAGCUCAUUAAAAAGGUUCUGGGCGGCGUGUCUCGUUCUUUGGGCUACAGGAGCUCUAAGGCAUUCGUCUGGUCUCACCUGUAUUACCUGGUGGCUGAGUGGCUGGGACAGAGAGAGAAGGACUCCAGCUACACUCUCCAGUCCUUCCCCUACACGCUGCUGAAUUACAGCACUCUGGAGGAGUUUUACAGGUUGUCCUACCAUGUGCUGAUCCCACACUUGGUCUUCCUCAACGACUUCGAGCAGGUGAAAUCUAUCGGCAGUCAUCUCAAGGAGGACUGGAGAAAGCUCCUGGCCAACUGCUUCCCGAAGAUCAUGGUGAACAUCCUGCCACACUUCGCCCUACCCGGUCAGGACGCCCAUGAAGCGCAGCAGAGAGAGAAAGCCUACCGGGUUUAUGACCUGCUGAAGGACAGUGACUGUCUGGGGAAACAGCAAAUCGACAGCCUGAUUUGGGGGAACCUGGCGGAAAUUGUGGUGGAACUGUUAAUGACCCUUUAUGAGGGUGCAGGAGCGGUCAGUGCAGACAGAGGGGACCUGCAGAAGUUUAUUGGGGAACUGGAUCCGGCGCCCAAUCCUCCUUUCUUCAGCUCCAGCGUGAUCCGAGAUACAUUAGACCACCUCAGCAAGUGCCACAGCGCCACUCACAAGUCUCUGGUAGCCAUUCUGUCCAAGACUCCGAUGUCCAUGCAGAAGAUCCUGGCCUCGAUUUGUCAGCGAGCAGCUGAGACCACUAACGCGUAUGAGAGGCACCGAAUCCUGAUGAUGUAUCACCUGUUUGUGAACCUCCUGCUGCGGGAGGUGAAGGACGGGCUGGGAGGAUCGUGGGCCUUCGUGCUCCGAGACGUCAUCUACACCCUCAUACACCACAUCAACAGCAGGUCAGUCCAGCAGGACGAGGUGUCCACGCGCAGUCUCGCUCUGUGCUGCGACCUGCUGACCACCGUCUGCCAAACCGCCAUCCACUUCUGUGACGACGCGCUGGAGACCCACCUUCAGGUCAUCGUCGGUACCCUCACAGCUCUGGUCACUCAGCAGUCUGCUAUAUCUCAACAGGUGCUGCGUCUGCUGAAGUUCCUGGUGAUAGAUAACCCGGAUAACAGGUACCUGAGGAGAGCCAUUCCUUUGCUGGAGCCUUUUCCUGACCAGCCAGCCUUCAGAGAGCUGAGAGCAGCUCAGCACGCGCUCAAAUACAGCUCUGGAGCCUUCAGCCUCAGACAGGAGGUUGAGCAUUUUCUGUCUGUGACAUCAUGCGACUCGUUACCUCUGACUCGACUGGAGGGACUGAAGGAUUUAAAAAGACAGCUCCACACCCUCAAACAGCAGAUCGAACAGCUGCUGAAGGAAUGUCAUGCUGACCCAGCUGGAAGUGUGCUGGUUAAACUGGUCCUGAACCUCCUGCAGCUGUGCAAGCUCGCAGCCAAUCACCCUGGGGGCAGAGACAUCCUGGAGGCGGUUGGGGGGUGUCUGGGAGUGCUGGGCCCUGUGGACCUGUCCACCAUCGCACUUCAUCAUGGAAAAGACCAGAUCUACUCUCAGGCAGCUGCACUUUGCCCAGAUGCUCUUUCUCAGUGGAUCUUCAUCAUCCUCAGCUGUAUGAACAAUGCACUGACGCACCACAGUAUUUCUGUCCGUCAGGCUGCUGCUGUUUGUCUGAAGGAUGUCCUGGCCACCCAGUCUGGCUUGGACUUCUGGGAAAUGUACAAGAGCCAGGGAGAUCCGAUGCUUCUCUACCUGAGUCCCUUCCGCUCUGCCAAGAGAAAGGAGCAGACGGUGAAAAGCGAAGUAGCCCCUGCAUCCAGGGAUCGGCUGGACAGUGUGGACCUGUGGUUGGUACAGCCUGGUCGCCACAAGGACUGGCUGCGGAACCUGUGCAUUGCUUUGCUGGACAGUGGAGGUGUUCAAAAUGAAGCCCUGCUGAUGACCAGACCACUCUGUGAGGUGAAGACAGAUUUCUGCCAGAAGGUUCUGCCCCUCUUCAUCCAUGACGUGCUGCUGGGGGACAGGAGCGGCUCCUGGAGGGAACUCCUCUCCACACACAUACAGGACUUCUUUAGCAGCUGCUCCAGACCAGCCAAGCCCAGCAGCCGGCCCACCACUCCCACGUCUCCCGAUUCAGGAGAGGCGGAUGCAAACGGCCAGAGUCAGCCGGAUAAGUGUUCUCUGCGCACCAUGCUGGCCGUCAUUAACUACCUCAGGCAGCAGGGCCGACCGCUGAGACCCGGCAGUGCUGAGUACGGAACCGUGUGCGAGUCCAACUUCUGGCUGGAUCUGAACUAUCUGGAAGUGGCUCUAGCAGCACAGCUGUGUUCAGCCCAUUUCACAGCACUGCUGUACUCCGAGAUCUACGUCGACAACAUCCGGACCAACAUGGAAGAGAAGCGCAGAGCUCAGUCUAGAACAUCAAGAAGGAUCACAUUUGAUGACAGCAGCCAGAACCUCUCCAUCGGCAGCAUGUCUGAGAAGAGUGUGGAGGACUCUGGCAUUAGCCUGCAGGACCUGCUGAUUGAGGUGUACAGGAGCAUCGGGGAGCCUGAUAGCCUGUAUGGAUGUGGAGGUGGCAAGUUGAUUAAUCCUCUAACCAGAAUCAGGACCUAUGAGCAUGAGGCCAUGUGGGGAAAGGCGCUGGCCUCGUAUGACCUUCACACCAACCUUCCAGAGGUCACGAGGCAGGUUGGCAUAGUGGAGGGUCUGCAGAACCUGGGGCUUUGUAGCAUCCUCAGUACGUACCUGGCGGGUCUGGAGAGGGAGGUGGCCGAGUGGAGCCCUGAGCUCAGAGAGCUCCGCUUCCAGGCAGCCUGGAGGAGCACACAGUGGGAUCAGGACCUGCCUGGGAGGAGUGAGAAGCUGAAUCUGGGCUUUAAUGAGUCCAUAUUUACUUCUCUGCAAGCUCUGAAGGACAAGGACUUCACUAUGUUUGGACAAACUCUGAAAUAUGCCAGGGGGAGCGGGGUGGACGAGCUCUGCCGUGGCAGUCUGGAAGCUGUGUCCUCUCUCUAUCCUGCUCUCUGCAGCUUACAGAUGAUCGAGGAACUCCAAAGUGUCAGACCUCUCUUCUCAGGACCCGUUUCUGACUCCGACCUGGUGGAGGUCUACAGUAAGUGGCAUCAGCACUUGGACCUGUUGACGGACAGCGACUUCAGCCUGGUGGAACCCAUCCUGGCUCUGCGGUCAUCCAUUCAGGAAACGCUGCUCACCUGCGAGGCUGAUCCAGGCAGGAAGACCUACCUUAGCUCCGCCUACUCCUCCCACCUGAUGGAGCUGUGCAGGCUGGCCCGCUCAGCAGGAAACACGCAGCUGGCGGAGCGAGCGGUGUUCCAGAUGAAGCAGCACAGCGGGGUCAGCUCGGGCUCGGUCAGCUCCUGGGCCUGGCAGCUGGAGGAAGCUCAGGUGUUCUGGGUGAAGAAGGAGCAGGGACUGGCUCUGGGAUUGCUCAGACAAAUGAUCGACAAGCUGCAAGAUCUGGUGGAGGUGAACCCUGCUGUGGUGCCAGUGUACGCCGAGUGUCUGAGGCUCUGUGGGAGCUGGCUGUCUGAGACGUGUCUGGAGAGUCCUGCCGUCAUACUGGACAGCUAUCUGGAGAGGGCUGUGGAGGUGAUCGUGGGCCAUGGUGGAGCUCCGGACCCCAAACUGCAGAGCCAGAAGACCCAAGCCUUCCUGUCACUGGCUCGCUUCUCUGACGCACAGUACCAAGGCAUUGAGAACUACAUGAGGUCAUCCGAGUUUGAGAACAAGCAGGCUCUGCUGGAGAAAGCCAAAGAAGAGGUGGAUCUCAUGAAGGAGAGGAAAGUCACCAACAACAGAUACACUGUGAAGGUCCAGAGGGAGCUGGAGCUGGACGUACGAGCUAUGUCCAACCUGCAGGCCGACCGCAGGCGUUUCCUCCUCAAGGCUGUGGAGAACUACAUCCGGUGCUUGGAGCUGGGCGAAGAGCACGACACCUGGGUCUUCCGUCUGGCCUCACUCUGGCUAGAGAACGCUGACGUCAGGAACGUCAAUGAUAUGAUGAAGGAAGGUGUGAAAAACAUUCCCUCAUACAAGUUCCUGCCCCUGAUGUACCAGCUGGCUGCCCGCAUGGGCACCAAAGUCUCCAACCCAGUCACUUCAGAAGAUGUGGGGUUCCACACUGUCCUCACUGAGCUGAUCUGUCAGGCAUGUAUGGACCAUCCUCAUCACACCCUCUUCAUCAUCCUCGCUCUGGUCAAUGCCAACAAAGACGAGAGUUUCUCCCGCAUCCGACUGUCCAAGAGCAGUGCACGGCAGCCCUCGCCGCUGGACCUGGAAAGAGCUGAGGUGGCCCUGAAAAUCAUGAACGAGAUCCGGAAGCGGAAGGCUCAGAUGAUCAGGGGUAUCGAGACGCUCUGCAGUGCCUACAUCACCCUGGCCUACAUGGAUGCGAGCCGGCAUAAAACUGAGAAGAAGGCAAUACCCAUUCCAGUAGAUCAGCCCAUCAUGCAAAUCAAAGAUCUAGACGACGUCAUUAUCCCCACUAUGGAGAUCAAGGUGGAUCCAUCAGGCAGAUAUGAGGAUCUGGUGACCAUCAGCUCUUUCAAACCUCACUUUCACCUGGCCGGAGGCGUAAACCUGCCCAAGAUCAUUGACUGCGUGGGUUCAGACGGCAAGAGCAGGAGACAACUGGUCAAGGGCCAGGAUGACCUGAGGCAGGACGCAGUGAUGCAGCAGGUGUUCCACAUGUGUUCCAUGCUUCUACAGCGCAACACCGAGACACGCAAGAGGAAGCUCAACAUCCGCAGAUACAAAGUGGUGCCGUUUUCCCAGCGGAGUGGCGUUCUGGAGUGGUGUUCUGGUACUGUACCCAUAGGAGAGUUCCUGGUGGACCCGCAGAAGGGGGCUCACAAACGCUUUCGGCCCCAGGACUGGACCAACCUAUCCUGUCGCAAGAAAAUGAUGGACGCUCAGAGGAUGGGGUUUGACGCGAAGCUCCAGGCGUUCACAGAGGUUUGCCAGAACUUUCGUCCUGUGUUCCGCUACUUCUGCAUGGAGAGGUUCCUAGACCCGGCUGUGUGGAUGGAGAAGAGGCUGGCGUACACUCGCAGCGUGGCAACUUCUUCCAUAGUGGGCUACAUCGUGGGACUGGGUGAUCGACAUAUUCAGAAUAUUCUGAUAGACGAACAGACCGCAGAGCUGGUCCAUAUCGAUCUGGGUGUUGCGUUUGAGCAGGGGAAGAUUUUACCCACUCCGGAGACUGUGCCCUUCAGGCUGUCCCGAGACAUCGUGGAUGGAAUGGGCAUCACUGGGGUGGAGGGGGUCUUCAGAAGAUGCUGUGAAAAAACCAUGGAGGUCAUGAGAAGUUCUCAAGAAGUUCUUCUGACCAUAGUAGAGGUGCUGCUCUAUGAUCCACUGUUCGAUUGGACAAUGAACCCGCUGAAAGCCUUUUACCUGCAGCAGCAGCAGGACGAGCAGGCCGAGCUGAAUGCCACCCUCAACCCCACGCCCGCCGGAGAGGAGCCUGAGGCCCACCGCAAAGCCAGCAGUGACAGUCAAAGCUUCAACAAGGUGGCGGAGCGGGUUCUGCUGCGGUUGCAAGAGAAGCUGAAGGGCGUAGAGGAAGGGGCGGUGCUCAGCGUAGGUGGACAGGUCAACCUCCUCAUCCAGCAGGCCAUGGACUCCGAGAACCUUAGCCGCCUGUUUCCCGGCUGGCAGGCCUGGGUCUGAAAUGUACUGUAAUACUGGUACUGUAAAUGUGCCAUAUAGGCUCCGUACAUGUAAAUGUAUAGCUGACAUCAGGGCUAUUAUUGGUCAGCACUUGGCUGUAAAUAGAAGUGAAUGAAUGAGCGUCAGGCUGAAGGUUUGAGGUUAUGCCGUUUAAGUUUUCCACUUCGCUUUAUGUUGUCAUUUUUUAAUGUUUGUUUUCCCUACAUGGUGAUUCUGAUCCUAUAUUUGUGAUGAUUUUGUAAAGAAAAGGGAAGUUAUUUGUGUGAAAGUUCAUAUUUUGCGUUUUGUAAAUGACAGAAGCUGCUGUCAGAUUUAUCAUUGGCACUUUAUAAAAAACACCCAAUUUUAAAGGUAUUUUUAUCAUACAGUCCGAUCAGGAGCCCGCUGCUUCCUUCUAGAGUGCAGAGAUAGCACCAAAUAAAAUCAGGGUUCUAUCGGUUUUCCCCACCUGACUGUAACUGUUUUACUCCAUCAGUUACCAAAGUUAACGUAAAAGAUGCAUCACUGCUUUUUAUACACAGAUCAGGCAGAACAUUCUGACCACCUCCCUGUUUCUACACUCACUGUCCAUUUUCAGCUCCACUGACCGUUU